CCGCCUCUGUCCCCGCCCGUUCCCCGUGCGCAUGUGCCGGAAGCCUUUCUGGGAGGGCCCCCUUGGAGGGCCAGACAGAGAGCGAGAGAGAGCGUCGCCUAAGCUGCCGGCGCAGGCGGCGAGAGGAGCCUCGAUUCACCAACGCCGGGUGCGCCGGAGGCGUGACGUCAGCGCAUAGGGCGCCGCUGGCCCUUACGCCGCUGGCGCAGAGGCGUUGCUCUUUGCCUAUUCCUGCCUGCCUGGGCUGGAAGGAGAGAAAGAGGUUUAAAGAGGCAGCAGCCGCAGAUGGAAGGGCUGGUCGGGGGCAGGCCCUGGGGCCCCCGCCCCUGAAGAGCCAAGGGGAGGGGGAGGAAGCCAGGUGGCUCCAGUCAGGAGAGAGACCUCUGGCCAGCCGUCUUUCUUUCUGCAGACUCUGCUCGGCUUUCGGAUUCUUUGCGAGGAACCCCCAAGUUUGCUGGAACUCGAAACGAAAGCUGCUGCCUUCCUCGCGGCUUGGACGCCAAGGAUCGUCGCUGGACGUCCCCCUGCCCCCUUCCGCAAUGCCGUCUUCUCCAAAGAGUGGCCAGCCGGAAGCACCGGUGGGGAACCCGGCAGAUCCGGCGAGAGGACUCCCGUUCCACUAACCCGGCGCAUGCGGGCGGCAAUCCACCCCCCGUGCCCGCCCCGCCGCCGCCCGUGAUGGUUUAUUAACCAAGAAGAGUCCUGCAUUGACAUCUCCUCCUCUUCCUUUAUUCCCUCUCCCCCCCACACACACCCCAAGCCCCGCCUCACGUUUCGGCCAUUUGGGGAAUUGUAUGGCAGCGGCGUAACCGUGGAGAGGCCGGGGUAUCACAAACUUAUGGAUUUUGAUAAGAGAGGAGGGAAGGGGGAGAGCGAGGAGGGCAAAAGGAUGUCGAAGACGGGCGGCAGCCGGAACCCGCACGGGAGCCGGACAACAGGGACCAACUCCGGCGUCUUAAUGGUGGGCCCCAACUUCCGGGUAGGGAAGAAGAUCGGCUGCGGCAACUUCGGGGAGCUUCGGCUAGGAAAGAACCUCUAUACGAACGAAUACGUAGCAAUCAAGUUGGAACCCAUCAAAUCCAGAGCCCCACAGCUGCAUCUGGAGUACCGGUUUUACAAACAGCUUGGCAACGCAGAAGGCAUACCUCAGGUCUAUUACUUCGGCCCCUGCGGGAAGUACAACGCGAUGGUCUUGGAACUGCUGGGGCCCAGCCUGGAAGACCUCUUCGACCUCUGCGACCGGACCUUCACCCUCAAGACUGUCCUCAUGAUCGCCAUUCAACUGAUCACGCGGAUGGAGUACGUUCACACCAAAAGCCUGAUCUACAGGGACGUCAAGCCGGAGAACUUCCUGGUGGGGAGGCCCGGCAGCAAACGUCAGCACACCAUCCACAUCAUCGACUUCGGCCUGGCCAAAGAGUACAUUGACCCCGAGACCAAAAAACACAUCCCGUACCGAGAGCACAAGAGCCUGACAGGGACGGCCCGAUACAUGAGCAUCAACACACACCUAGGGAAAGAGCAAAGCCGCAGAGAUGAUUUGGAGGCACUGGGUCACAUGUUCAUGUACUUCCUGCGAGGAAGCCUACCCUGGCAAGGCCUCAAGGCGGACACGUUGAAGGAGCGGUAUCAGAAGAUCGGAGACACCAAGAGAGCCACACCGGUUGAAGCGCUGUGUGAAAACUUCCCCGAGGAAAUGGCCACGUACCUCCGUUAUGUGCGGCGUCUGGAUUUCUUUGAGAAACCGGACUACGAUUACUUGCGGAAACUCUUCACUGACCUUUUCGACCGGAACGGAUACGUCUUUGAUUACGAAUACGAUUGGGCUGGGAAACCUUUACCCACCCCCAUCGGCACCAUCCAGAGCGACGUCCAGGUCCAGCCUCGGGAGAAAGCGCAGCAGUACAUCAAGCAGCAGGUCAUGAGCUCCACCAACGGGGAGCUGAACACAGACGACCCGACCGCCGGCCACUCCAACGCCCCCAUCACUGCCCCUGCUGAAGUCGAGGUGGCAGACGACACAAAGUGCUGCUGUUUCUUCAAGAGAAGGAAGAGGAAAACCAUCCAGCGCCACAAGUGAGGCCUCCCUGGGGAAGAAGAGACCAGGACCUGUGGCCUGGCCUUCGUUACUUUUUGGCUUCCUGGCAAUGGAUUCAUAGAUCUCGGAUCUUGGUUCAGACGGGGGACGGGCUUCCCCACUCCAGUUGUGCUCGGGGGCGGGGGGGGCGUGAGCCACUUGGGACUCCACGGACUCUGCCUCUUCUCCCCCCCCCCACCCUCCUCCCGAGAGACACCAGAUGGGGGCCGUUCCCCUUGGGAGUGGGGAGCACCGUCGGACUUCUGCUUGAGCGCCCGUGGCCUCCUUGGCGUUUGGUCCUCAGAAAAGCAUUAACUAUUUAUGGAGCGGCCCGCCCACCUUUUCCUCUCUUUUCCCCCCUUCACCCUUUUCGUUUCACUGAACUGUCUUUUUUUUUUUUUUUUGGAAGAAAAUGGGGAACAAUCCUACGCAUUACCUUAGAAGCAGCAAAGAGACUAUUCUGAGAAAAGUGGCCGCAAAGAUUCCCCCCCCACCCUCCCAUUGCUUCUGUGUCUCUUAAGUUAAUUUAAAGAUGCGUUGGGAUCCUGCUCCCUGGGCUGUGAUGAAACCUCUCUCUCUUUCUUUCUCUUUUUUCUUUUGCUGGGUUUUUUUUCCUUUUUUUUUGAAAAGAGCUCCCUUCUUUUUCUUUUUUGGUUUCCUCCCCAUCUGCCACUUCAUCUGCUUCUAGGUGCCACUUCUAGCCACCCAGCCCACAAUUAGUUACUGACGAUGUUUGUCUGGGGGUCGGCCCCCCGCGCCCCCCCCCGAGCAUGGUGUGUGUGUGGGGGUGUACAACAGGCUGUGCGUGUGCACAUACAGCAAGAGGGGCUGGCUAGUUGUCACUCUUUUAUUUCCCAUUUCUCAAUGCACUUUUUUUCGUGGCAAUACAAGCGGCAUCUGUGUCUUGAA
Hemicordylus capensis (graceful crag lizard) is the source of this 2986-nucleotide messenger RNA. It is a transcript of the gene CSNK1G2, whose product is annotated as casein kinase 1 gamma 2. Bases 839 to 2080 code for a protein of 413 amino acids. Gene Ontology annotation, molecular function: ATP binding; protein serine/threonine kinase activity. The transcript is spliced from 13 exons. NCBI's taxonomy places the organism in Eukaryota, Metazoa, Chordata, Lepidosauria, Squamata, Cordylidae. The record is from RefSeq and is a predicted model, not a curated record. Gene Ontology annotation, biological process: signal transduction; positive regulation of canonical Wnt signaling pathway; endocytosis. Gene Ontology annotation, cellular component: cytoplasm; nucleus; plasma membrane.